Neltuma alba is the source of this 5014-nucleotide messenger RNA. Its product is annotated as protein SHORTAGE IN CHIASMATA 1. The record is from RefSeq and is a predicted model, not a curated record. Gene Ontology annotation, biological process: reciprocal meiotic recombination; resolution of meiotic recombination intermediates. The transcript is spliced from 9 exons. Bases 1 to 4917 code for a protein of 1638 amino acids. Lineage: Eukaryota; Viridiplantae; Streptophyta; Magnoliopsida; Fabales; Fabaceae.
AUGCGAUCUCGCUUCCUCAAUAUCGACUACUUCAGUCUCGCUCCAUCCGAAUCCAGAGAAACCCUAACCUUCCUCCAUCUCCCUGUCCCUUGCCUCUCAUUUCCUUCUCCCUCCACCGUUCAAGACCACCUGCGCUUCCAUUCGACCCUCCACGCUUCCCUUCACAUCGAGAGACUUCCGAUUGAUGAUGCUCUCUCCAAGUUUCUGUCCGGCGUACUUCCUCACAGAAUCGAUGUUGAUUUCCAAUACUUUGAGGCAGACAUGCCUUCCAAUCACAAUUGUUUAUCAUUAUCCAGCUUUGGACUUGCUCAAGCUCCGAUUUCUCAGGAACCGGUUGCUGUAUUCGAAGAGAAUGCGAUGGAGAACUGUCGAAUUUUGGAUUCUGGAGCUGAUAUUGGAUUCUUAAACGAGAGGAAAAGCACUGCUCUUAUUGAAAAGAAUGAAAGCAUAUGUGAUAUGACUCAAUUUGAAACGCCUGAGCUGGAUGUACUUCUGGGAAGUACCUGCUUUCCUGAGGAGGUGGUGAUGCAAAUACUGGAUGAAACAUCGGAGAAUGACAAUAAUCUGGAAAUGCUCGAGUCUGGGCUCUCAAUGCAAUUUCCUUAUGAGGUUCUGCAUUCAAUAUCCGUAGUUGAGCAUAUUAGUUCAGAGUACUUCGGGGUCCAAAAUACGUAUUCCUUAGAUGAUUAUAUGUCUCUUCCAAAUCUGCCGAAAUCAGGUCAAAGAAAAUUUACGAUUCUCGAAGUUGAUGAGGAAAGUCUGGGAAUUUCGACGAUCUCAUGUAUGGAGGAAAAUGUGGGUUCAUAUUUUGAUGACAUUGGACCUCAACAAAUGGAUGAAACACUUCCUGUCAUUGAGCCCAAGGAGAUUUUGGGCGGUAUGAACUAUAACAUUAUGAACUUUCUUUCAGAUGACUGUCUGUCACAGCAGAGUGUAGUAUUACCUGACAUACUUCAGGAAACGGACUUUAUUAAUAUGUUGGAAACCGAAAACUUUCAUGGGAAUCCUUCCCUGACAGGGAAAUCACAGUCAGAUAUGAUUACUUUCCAGGAAAUCCUGUUUACUGAUGAGAAUUCGAUUCAGAUACUUGAAAGCUUUUUUAACACAAAGUUGAUGGAUGAUCCGGUAACAAGUGAGUUUAUGUUUAAGAAAGAUUUUAAUUUCAAGAACUUUGAUGAAUUGAUUAUUGUUAAUGAGAUAGCACUAGUGGAUGAUGUAUUCAAGCCACUGCCUGUACCUGCUCUCUCUGAUCAUGGAAAGAUGAGAUCUCUGUAUGUAUUCAUUGAAGAAAGGCUUUCCAAUUUGAAGACUCAACCCCAAUCUGCAUCUGACAGUAUAUACUUGGACUGGGAUUUACUAGAAGAAAAAAGAAAUUUCAAUCUCUAUCACUUUUUUCAGAACAUGUGGGCCAAGAAAGAGCUGAACAUCACAGUCUUUGGGGAAGAAUCUUUCAAUGACGGAAAAUUAGUUUUUGAUCUUGUUUCUCUGAGUGAUGUCCUGGAUGGAUGCUGCAUAGAACAAAGUGAAAGGUUGCAGAAGUUGCUUUCUGAUCGUGCCUAUCAGUCUGAGAAUCAUACCUUAUGGGAUUCAAGCAAUCAAUUGGAUGGUGGAUCUCCCAAGCAAGAAAUUGGGGAACAGUUAGCUGCAAGAAAUGCUGAGAGGGCUUCAUUGUUGUUCAAAUCUACAUCAGAAGUCAGCCAUCUUGAUUAUUUUUUAAACCCUCAGAAAGCAACUGCUAGGAGAAAUUGUAGCUUAGCAGUGGAGUCUAACGAUGCAGAUGGUGGUGUCUUAAAGGCUACUUGCACCGACUUUAAGCAUACGUGUAGGAACAAUACUUUACAAUCUCAAGGAUGGAACAUUGAUUUCCACAAUGUUCUGUUAUCCGAAAGCAUUCUGGCUUUACUUGGGAAUUUUGAAAAAUUUUACUGGGCCGUUUUGCAGAGUGAAACAGAACUGAACCAAAACUCAUCCAUGGAUCAUUUUCAAUUGAUUAAACUUCCAAAACACAAGCUUAUGGAAUUACAUGAAAAUGGCAAAAAUAUGGCAUUUGUUGUGUUAUGUGCAAUAAAACAGGCUGCUUGGUACUUGUGUUUCUAUGGCCUACGUCCAGCUAGCUUGUACAUAGACGAGUUAUGUCAAAGCUUGGACUACUUGAAAUUAAGAUUUAGCUUCCUCCAAUCCUUGAUUAAGGAUGAAAACAAGAAGAUUGGUGACAAAAUUACUCUAGCACAUCCUGCACUAGCUGUUUUUGACAAAAUUUUGCGGUCAAACAUCAAACGGGAUGGUUUGAAAGUGUUGAUUGUGACUGAAGAAGUUUUCUGGUGGUCACUGAAAUGUCUUCUUAUCUCCAUAGGAUUAUCAUUUAAAGAAUUCCAUAAUACUCAUGCAAAUCAGCCAUCUGCUUAUGAUACGGUUGAGGACACCGAUUCAAAAUUGAAAAACCUUGUGAAUUCCAGCUGCUUGAUUGUAUCAUACAAGCAUAUUUCUCCAUUCUUCCCAUUCAACAAAUUCGGCAUUAUUUUGGAAUAUGGAGGUCCAUUUGGUUCGUCUAGAAUAUCUAAUCUGUUACCAAACUCUACUGGGUUGCCUCAUCUUCACUUUCUUAAGGUGGAGCUGGAUGUCCACUCUGCUGUCAAAGCACUUUGUGAGGGCGUUGAAAUUCCGCUGCCUGCUGAAAUGUCAAUGGAAGAUGGGACCCAUAGUAUCAUCAACCCCAGCAAAAGAAUGAUGGAUCCCAAACUGGAAAAGCUAUUGAGUUUUUGUCCUUUGGAGAAAAACUAUGGUAUAGGGUUUUCAAAGAAGGCAGAUAAUGUAGAGUGUUCCGUGCCUCCGCUUUCUUCUGGGCAGCCUGAACAAAGUCAUCAAAGCAUGGAGUCUUUACCUGAAACGCUUAUCAUUGUGAAUACUCAAAAUGUUGAUAAAGAAAUGAUAGCGUCCAGAAGAAGCACAUAUCAAGCAAUUCUUGCAAUGGAGAAACGAGGCAUUCAAGUUGUUGAACGUGAUUUAGAUUUACCAGUGGAUGUCAUUAUCAAUUCAGCAAUUUGCUUGGUAUGGUAUGAUUAUAAAAACAUUGGGAAGAAAGCAACUCCAGCAACUGAAGCUUCUUCUAGCUUGCCUUUAUGUACUGAAAAUGUUGCGGCAAAUAUUUUGACACUGAUAAGCUUUUCCUUUGAUGGCUGCUUUUUGGUUUUUGAGGGAGAAAUUAACUUUAUUUCAACCAUAAUGGAAUCUUCAGAUGGACUUUAUGCUGCUGCAGCAAGCCUGGGAAUUGAUUUGCAGAUCUUCUUCUCUUACUCACCAGAGUUCACAAAUGAAAUUAUAAUAAGCUGCAUCAAUUAUGCUACCAAGUUGACUAGGGGUCUGUAUCCUAAAAUGUCUGAUUCACUAACAUUGGCUGAGUCAUUUUUAACUAAAUUUCCAACAAUAAAUCCUUUGGUGGCACAUGCUAUACUGUCUACAGGGGCCACACUAACCGAGAUUCUUGGGUGGUCGCAUGAGCACAGGAUAAAUGUUUUGGAAAGAUAUCAUGUUCCUGAAGAAAGCGUUGCGCUAUUUGGCGCUCUCUGCAAAUAUGGGGAGCGGGAGGAUUCAAAGUCCAUAAUGACAGAUUGCUCCUCUUCUGUAUCUUCUGGCCCAGAUUCAGAUAAAUAUCACUUGAAUCAAGUCGAUUAUGAAAGAAAAAGGAAAAAGCACGCAGAGAGUUCUGAAGAAUUCGGACCAUUUUCAGAUGAAUUAUUGCAGUUUGAGCCACUACAUCAAGAAGCUGAUGGUUUCUUGGAUUCUUCUAAUCUUUCCAAACCUAGUAUCCCUGAUCAAUCAAAUUAUUCUGGAAGAUCCAAUGACUCGACAAGGCAAGGGUUCAAUAUGACCACUCCAAUGAAAACCCCAGCCAGAGCAUCCCAGCCAUCUUGUGAUCCUUGGAGCUAUAAAGCUCCCCUAAUAUUGGAGCAGAAACAACAGCCAUCUUUUUCUUUUAAAGAUGAAGGGUUGGUUCCUAAUGAUACAUUGGAUACUGCUAGGAUGAGCAAAAAUUUGACCUGGCAAGGCCUUAAUUUUUCCGAGAAGCUGGAUGAGGACAUUACAGGCGAGGUUGUUGACUUUACUGAGGAUCUCCUACUAAAUAAAAAAUUCUCUUUCAUUGCUAACUCGAGGAAUUUUCCUGGUGUCGACUUCAUGAACUCUCCAGAUUUCCUGCCUCAGACAGAGAAUAGUAUUGUGAGAAGAUUGUCCUUUGAUCAGAUGACUCAGCCUGGGUUUAAAGAUAUCUGGAAUUCUUCACAUGAUACAAGAGGUGAAGUUAACAAUAACCCAGAACCAAAUUUUGGAAUGAAGAUCUCUCCUCUUGAUGCUAAGUACCGUGGAAAGAAUUCUAAUGAGGAUUUGACUCCGGCAUACAAGAGAACCCUACAUGGAUCACCCUUCCAAGAGGAGAUGUCACAAUUGAGUGGAAGAACUCCACUUUCACGUGCUCUUCAUUCAACUACUCCAUUAAAAAACUCACCUUGGACAAUAGAAUUUAUCAACAGAAUCAAAGAAAAGAGCAGAAUACGUCAAAAAGCAUUAUCAUGUGACAAGUCUGUCUCUUGUUUUGAGUACUCAGGCAGUACAUCGGAAGUUGCUACUAGAAGACACCCUCCUCCUCCUCCUCCGCCUGAGUCCUUUGCAUAUCAAGGAAGUAGAACUGAAAACGCUCCCAAACAGAAGAGACAGAAGCAAUGUGCAGAACCUUUGAAGUCAGCCAAGAAUCGGAAACUUUCUGCCUCAUUACUUCCUACAUGGACACCUAAUGACAAGAGAGCAACAAAGAUGCUGACUUUUGCUAUGAAUGAAAGUCAAGGUCAAGCUAAGUUGGUCUGGAACGACGAAACUCAAGGUCAAGCCAAGAAGUUUCGGUAUCAGACACAAAAGUCAAUCUAGGCUUCGUGUGGAAAAUGGAGAUUUUAUAUUAUGCGGAAACUGGGUGUACUUUUUUUUUGGUGAGUACAUGUACAACUUCAAUAUGUAGUUAUGUAUC